Penicillium oxalicum is the source of this 735-nucleotide messenger RNA. RefSeq lists its product as uncharacterized. The record is from RefSeq and is a predicted model, not a curated record. The transcript has 3 exons. NCBI's taxonomy places the organism in Eukaryota, Fungi, Ascomycota, Eurotiomycetes, Eurotiales, Aspergillaceae. The coding region runs from base 1 to 735 and encodes 244 amino acids.
AUGACUAUCGGUUAUCGACACGGUCUUUCUAUUCUCGAAUUGGUCUUCUACUUUCUCAGUUUGUUUGUCGCAGUGUUCCUCGUCGUUCGACAUGGCUUCCGCACGAAUAGUGGCUUUCUCUUUCUGGCCAUCUUCGCCCUGGCUCGGAUCGUGGGUGCAUGCUGUGAUCUCGCCACGAUAAACAACCCCUCCGCUGGGCUGUUCACUGCCGCUGCGAUUUGCAGCUCUAUCGGCCUCUCUCCGUUGAUGCUCGCCUGUGCCGGUCUUCUCUCUCGGGCUGACCUCUCCAUUGAAAAGAUGACUGGGCGGAAAGCUCUCCCAAAUCUCACCUUCAACAUCUUUCGCCUCGUCACCAUCGCUGCCUUGGCAUUGAGCAUCGCCGGUAUCACCGCCAACAUGUCCCCCUCGGGUUUUCAGACCCCCGACAGCAAGGUCAAGAUUGGCAUGGCUCUGUACGUCCUCUGCUGGGCGAUGAUGGUUGCAAUUCUCGUCCUUCUGAGUCUGCGACGGGGGGAAUCGAAACAGGCGAAAAGCGUACCUUGCUGGCCGUUGCCUUCAUUUAGCAUGCUGGAUGGCAAUGUCACCGCUCUGUUGAUGAUGUCUGUGCUGGAGGAGAUCAUCGUCGUCAUCAUCUGUCUUUCCGUGGGUAUGACUCUGCAGGUGCGUGCGCGAGGCAAUCAGGAACAGGUGGACCGAGGAGAUGAUCUGCCUUCUUAUCAAUCUGGCAAACCGUGA